Molecule: messenger RNA, 600 nt
Organism: Penicillium pulvis
Lineage: Eukaryota; Fungi; Ascomycota; Eurotiomycetes; Eurotiales; Aspergillaceae
Exons: 1
Coding region: 1-600 (199 amino acids)
Source: RefSeq, a predicted model, not a curated record
AUGACGGGAUUCCACAUCGUCAAUUCGAACGAGGCCGUUCCCGGUGCCGAGGCCCCACCCCCGGAAUUCAGCUUGACAGCUCAUCCCGCCACAGACGUCUGGUCCAAACCCCCCUCUACCAACGCAUUCAACGCUCCAAUACUCUACCAAUCCGUCUCCCUCAAAUCCUUCAAACGCGCCCGUGUCGCUGUCGCUGCGCAAUGGACACAGAAAUAUGAUCAGGGUGGCCUCAUCAUCGUCCUGAACAAGGCGGAUGGAUCCCAAAAGUGGGUGAAGACUGGUAUCGAGCUCACCAAUGACAAGCCACAUUUGAGCGUCGUUGCGAAGGACCGUUGGGCGGAUUGGAGCUUGCUCCCCAUUCCCUCCGGAGGAAAAUCUGCAACAUUGGAGUUGGUCCGGGAGGCGGAUGGCAGUUUGUGGAUUUAUCUUGUGGAGGGAGUGCAGAAGCAGCCUAUUCGAGAGGUUACCUGGGUUUUUGAGGAGACAGAUGUGCAGGAAACUUGGAUUGGGGUAUAUGCGGCGCGGCCGUCGACGGAGGGUGGAGAGUUGACUGUCAACUUUGGGCAUCUGGUUAUCGAGUCUGUUGGGGAUAAGAAAUAA